CAAGAAAACGCGUCUAUAACGACGACUCGUUACGAGGAAAUUAUUUCCUCGUAAAUUUACAUGGUGUUUACGACGAUGUUACGAGUAAAUAAAUAUUCGUCGUAAAUUCGUUGUAAAGUUACAACGAAAACGAUUCGUCGUAAACCAAAUGUAAUUUUACAAGGCUUUUACGUGGAAAGCCCAAUUCGUCGUAAACUCAUUGUAAAUAUACAAGUCAUUUACGACGAAUCAUGUAACCGUUACUUUUGGUGAAAACGUGCAUAUAGUGUGGUUUAAAGUAACUAACUUCGUUGUAAAAUCAUUGUAAAUUUACGAGUGAUUUACGUGGAAAGCCCAAUUCGUCGUAAACUCAUUGUAAAUAUACAAGCCAUUUACGAGGAAUCAUGUAACCGUUACUUUUGGUGAAAACGUGCAUAUAGUGGGGUUCAAAAUAAGCUAAAUUCGUUGUAAAUUCGUUGUAAAUAAUAUGUAAAAACGAUGUAAAAGCAAAGUAAAACUUUUCGUUGUAAAAUCCAUGUUAUACCUUCACCUACCACUUACGAAAAUCGUCUAUAUAUAUGAUCAUUUCUCAAUUCAAAUAACACACAAACGAAAUCAAAGAAAAAAAACCAGAAAAAAGAAAAACAAAUGGCUGAUGGCUUCAAUAUUUACGAGUUACGAAGUUGGAUGUAUUCGCAUAAAGAUGAUUCCGGUAGAGUGACGGAUGCAUUUCUAAGCGGGCUAGAGACAUUCAUGCACCAGGCGGGCUGUACACCGAUCACGCAGGAAAGCGGUAAGAUGUUCUGCCCUUGUCGGAAAUGCAAGAAUUCAAAAUUUGCUCGUAGUGAAACUGUAUGGAAGCACUUACUAAACAGAGGAUUUACACCACAAUAUUAUAUUUGGUAUCAACAUGGGGAGGGUUAUGGUGGAAAUGAAGCUAGUAGUAGUAAUAAUUUUGAAGCUGCUGGUAAUAGUGAAGAACCGAAUCAUUUGCAUAAUGAAUCUAGUUAUCAUCAGGAGGAGCAGAUGGUAGAUCAUGAUAGGGUUCAAGACAUGAUUACUGAUGCAUUUUUAGAAACAACUACUGCAAUAGCUCAUGAAACUGGAAAUGUAGAAGAACCUAAUUUGGAUGCAAAAAGGUUUUAUGAAAUGUUAGAUGCUGCAAAUCAACCAAUCUACACUGGUUGUAGAGAAGGUCUCUCUAAAUUGUCUCUAGCAGCUAGGAUGAUGAACAUUAAAACGGAUCAUAAUUUACCUGAGAAUUGCAUGGAUGCUUGGGCGGAGUUGUUCAAAGAGUAUUUGCCAGAAGACAACGUGUCAGCUGAAUCUUAUUAUGAGAUUCAGAAAUUGGUUUAUAGUCUUGGGUUGCCUUCGGAGAUGAUAGAUGUUUGCAUCGACAACUGCAUGAUCUACUGGAAGGAUGAUGAGAAGUUAGAAGAGUGUCGAUUCUGCAAGAAACCACGAUUCAAGCCGCAAGGACGUGGGAGGAAUAGGGUACCGUACCAAAGGAUGUGGUACCUACCCAUUAAAGACAGGUUAAAAAGAUUAUACCAAUCGGAGAGGACUGCUGCAUGGAUGAGGUGGCAUGCUGAACAUGUCCAGAAGGAUGGCGAGGUCGCUCACCCAUCAGAUGCAAGGGCGUGGAAACAUUUCAACAAGGUAUACCCAGAUUUCGCUGAAAAUAUUCGGAAUGUCUAUCUUGGGUUAUGCACCGAUGGAUUUAGUCCAUUUGGUAUGUCUGGGAGACAGUAUUCUUUGUGGCCAGUUAUUCUUACGCCGUACAACCUGCCGCCGGAUAUGUGCAUGGAACAAGAAUUUCUAUUCUUGACCAUAUUAAUCCCUGGGCCGAAGCAUCCAAAACGGUCGUUGGAUGUAUUUCUUCAACCACUGAUACAGGAGCUAAAGGAGUUGUGGUCAGAAGGGGUAAGAACUUAUGAUUGUUCCACGAAAACCAAUUUUACGAUGCGAGCAGUUCUGCUGUGGACGAUAAGUGACUUUCCUGCUUAUGGAAUGUUGUCUGGCUGGACAACUCAUGGAAGGUUAUCUUGUCCAUAUUGUCAUGGAUCUACGGAUGCUUUUCAACUGAAGAAUGGUAGAAAGAGUUGUUGGUUUGAUUGUCAUCGUCGAUUUCUUCCUGUUGCCCAUCCUUACAGAAGAAAUAAGACAUUGUUUAGGAAAAACAAAGUUGUCAGAGACAGUCCUCCUCCAUAUCUCACAGGCCAGCAGAUCGAGGAGGACAUUGAUUAUUACGGAGCUCAGAAAACUGUGAAGCAAGGAGGAAACUGGCAUGUUCCUGGUAAUAUGCCUGAUGGGUAUGGGGUUUCUCACAAUUGGCAUAAGAAAAGUAUAUUUUGGGAGCUACCUUACUGGAAAGAUCUUCUUUUACGCCACAACUUGGAUGUGAUGCAUAUAGAGAAGAACUUUUUUGACAACAUCAUGAAUACAAUACUGAACGUCCCAGGGAAGACAAAAGAUAACAAAAAGUCAAGGAUGGACUUACCCGAUAUUUGCUCAAGAAGUGAGUUACAUAUCAAGAGCAAUGGAAAUGUUCCUGUUCCCAUCUUUCGAUUGUCAUCAGAAGCGAAGUCAACUUUGUUUGACUGGGUUGCAUCAGAAGUGAAGUUUCCUGAUGGUUACGUUUCAAAUCUGUCAAGAUGUGUUGAACGAGGUCAAAAGUUCUCAGGAAUGAAGAGUCAUGAUUGUCAUGUGUUUAUGCAACGACUACUUCCAUUCGCUUUUGCUGAGCUCCUUCCAACAAAUGUACAUGAAGCACUUGCAGCGAUCGGAGCUUUCUUCAGAGACCUUAGCACACGUACGUUCAAGGAAGAAGUCAUCGAACAACUUCAUGAGAACAUCCCGAUCAUAGUGUGCAACCUAGAGAAGAUAUUUCCUCCAUCAUUUUUUGACGUCAUGGAACAUCUAGUUGUCCACCUCCCGUACGAAGCAUUACUUCGCGGACCUGUUCACAAUGGAUGGAUGUAUCCAUAUGAGCGCUCUAUGAAACAUUUGAAGGGGAAAGCAAGAAAUCUUGCAAAGGUGGAAGGUUCGAUUGUGGCUGGAAGUUUGACAGCAGAAACAUCUAACUUCACAUCAUACUACUUUGCUUCAACGGUUCGUACGAGGAAAAGAGUUCCUAGAAGAUAUGAUGAUGGUGGAGUACCGCAAUCUUAUGCAGUAGACGGUGUUCCUGACAUUUUCUGCCAAAUUGGACGGUUUGGUGGUAAACUGAGAGAAGUAUGGUGGUCCAGUGAUGAGGAUAAGCAUAGUGCCCACACUUAUAUUCUGCUCAACUGCGAGGAUGCUGUGAUGCGUUCUUUUGAAAGCUUGUUUGUAUCUCAAGUUGAAGAAGCAAUACCAGGAAUAUCCGGAACCGAGGUGGAUGCAAGGAAAGAUAAGCACUUUGUCAAGUGGUUAAAAGGACAGGUUGAUUAUGACGAUCCAUAUUAUCCUGUAUGGUUUCAUGAUUUGAUCCAAGGUCCAGUAGCAAAGGUCACCACAUCAUCUAUGUACUUCACACGAGGUUUCACUUUUCAUACAUAUGAGUAUGGGAGACGUCGGGCAACAAGCAACUACGGGAUAUGUGUGAAAGGUGAAACAGACUUUUACGGGAUCUUGCAAGAGAUUAUUGAAGUGGAAUUUCCAGGGUUGUUGAAGCUAAAAUGUGUCCUCUUCAAAUGCGAGUGGUUCGACCCGGUGGAGAACCGUGGUGUUCGGUUUAACAAAUUUGGUGUUGUGGAUAUCCAUUCUGGGAGAAGAUAUAACAAAUUCGAGCCUUUCAUCUUAGCUUCCCAAGCCGAACAAGUUAGCUUCCUUCCAUACCCUCGCCUUCGAAGUUCUGGGAUAAAUUGGUUAACUGCUAUCAAAAUAACACCUCGUGGACGGAUUGUUGCUGGAGAAGAACCACCUUUGCAAGAAGAAGAUGCAAUCAAUGAAGUUGAGGUACCUGAUCAACAAACUGAUGAAAUUCUUUUGAUCGACCCGGAUAACCGUCAAUAUGAAGAUCUUCCCGAAGAUGUGACGGAUGAAGCACGUGAAGAUGAGUUCGAUAGAAGCGAUGAUGAUCAUUGUAGUGAUGUUGAUGAGAACUCAAAUGAUUCUUCAUGAUGUAAAAUAUGUAACAAAUGUUGAUUUUUAUUAGAAGAUCUUAUUUUCAUAUGUGUAUCAAAUUCUAUUUUAUAUAAUAUGCAUUUAAAAAUAAA
Messenger RNA from Raphanus sativus (radish), 4178 nucleotides. RefSeq lists its product as uncharacterized. NCBI's taxonomy places the organism in Eukaryota, Viridiplantae, Streptophyta, Magnoliopsida, Brassicales, Brassicaceae. The coding region runs from base 628 to 4083 and encodes 1151 amino acids. The transcript has 4 exons. The record is from RefSeq and is a predicted model, not a curated record.